This is a messenger RNA of Ziziphus jujuba (common jujube), 1351 nucleotides long. Its product is annotated as 14-3-3-like protein D. Gene Ontology annotation, biological process: signal transduction. NCBI's taxonomy places the organism in Eukaryota, Viridiplantae, Streptophyta, Magnoliopsida, Rosales, Rhamnaceae. The record is from RefSeq and is a predicted model, not a curated record. Gene Ontology annotation, cellular component: cytoplasm.
UUUGUAACCAAACGCCCCUCUCUUUCUUCUUCAAAAAGGGGGAGACAAGACUCCGACUUUGCCAUUUGCUGAGGGGAGAGAGAGAGAAGUGAGAGAGAGAGAGAGAGAGAGAGAGGGAGAGAGAGAAGAGAGAUUGAGGCCGAGAUUGAAAGCUCUCACGAGAUCGGCGAUGGCUUCCACCAAGGAAAGAGAAAACUUCGUCUACAUCGCCAAGCUUGCCGAGCAGGCUGAGCGCUAUGACGAAAUGGUGGAUGCGAUGAAGAAGGUAGCGAAGCUGGACGUAGAACUGACAAUUGAGGAGCGAAAUCUACUAUCGGUUGGGUACAAGAAUGUGAUCGGCUCUAGGAGGGCUUCGUGGAGAAUACUGUCUUCGAUCGAGCAGAAGGAAGAAGCUAAAGGGAACGAACAGAAUGUGAAACGCAUCAAGGAGUACCGGAACAAGGUUGAAUCCGAGCUUUCCAGUAUUUGCAGCGACAUUAUGAGCGUCAUCGAUGAGCAUCUCAUUCCUUCGUGCUCCGCCGGAGAAUCAACCGUCUUCUUCUACAAAAUGAAAGGAGAUUAUUAUCGGUACUUGGCUGAGUUUAAGAGUGGUGAAGAAAGGAAAGAGGCUGCCGAUCAGUCAAUGAAAGCCUACGAGACAGCUUCUAGUACAGCAGAGGCUGAAUUACCUCCUACCCAUCCCAUCAGACUUGGCUUGGCCCUGAACUUCUCUGUAUUUUAUUAUGAAAUCCUGAACUCGCCUGAAAGGGCCUGUCAUCUUGCAAAGCAAGCUUUUGAUGAAGCAAUCUCAGAGUUGGAUACUUUGAGUGAGGAAUCUUACAAAGACAGCACAUUGAUCAUGCAGCUUUUGAGGGACAACCUCACAUUGUGGACCUCGGACAUUCCAGAGGAUGGGGCAGAAGAUGCACAGAAGAUUGACAGCUCUGCUAGAGCUGGAGUGGCUGAAGACGCUGAGUGAAAGUGAAGCAGAGUAAGGGUUGUGGGGGCCUGCAAAAUAUACACACAGGAAGUUAAUGCCUCCAGAGCAAAAAAGAGCGUUAAUGCCUGGUCAACUCUAGGGUUUUUAUUUCUAUUUUAAUUUUAAUUUUCUUAUUUAUCAAUUAAUUUGUUGUUGUUGUGUGGGUUGUAACGCUGUUGAUUGUUAGUUUGAACUUUCUUUAAUACAUAUUUUGCACCCCAAUGCCAUUUCAUGCUGCUGACCUACCGUAUCGUUGAGGUUUCUUUGGAAGGUGCCCUUUCCCUUUGUAUCCAUUCUAUGUUUUGUUAAAAAUGUGACACCAUUUAGAUGGAGCCUGUUGCUAUUAAUUUAGCACCUUUCAUAUCUCUUAUUGCAUAUGUUGCCAAUGUUUCA